AUGGCUCCUAAGUUGUCCCUCCAGAUCUUUUCUGCACCCAUAUUUCUUGUUUUAUUAACAGUUCCUCUGUCCAGCGCAACUCUUGGAGUCCAAUACUAUGAUCAAACAUGUCCUCAUGCUGAAAAUAUUAUUUAUCAAACAAUUCGAAUCGCUUCGUAUCACAAUCAUAAAGUCCCCGCACGUAUUCUGAGGAUGUUCUUCCAUGAUUGUUCCAUUAGAGGAUGUGAUGCAUCGGUUCUAUUGGAUUCAACACCAGGAAACAAAGCAGAGAAAGAUGGUCCGCUUAACAUCUCUCUUAGAGCUUUCUAUGUGAUCGAUGAUGCCAAAAUUAAGCUCGAAAAGGCUUGCCCCCAAACUGUUUCUUGUGCUGACAUACUUGCCAUCGCAGCUAGAGAUGUCGUGGCUAUGACUGCAGGUCCAUACUGGAACGUACUAAAAGGAAGAAAAGAUGGAAGGGUGUCAAGGGCCAAUGAGACAAUUAACUUACCACUUCCAUCCUUCAACACGAGCCAACUCAUUCAGAGCUUUGGCAACAUGGGUUUGGGAGUGAAAGAUUUGGUUGCUCUCUCUGGUGGACACACGCUCGGGUUUUCGCACUGCUCUUCAUUUGAAGACAGGCUUCAUAACUUCAGUCCAGUGCACGACACUGACCCCAGCAUGAACGCACUAUUUGCAGAGAGCUUAAAGAAGAAGUGCCCGAUACCAAACAGAAAUCGAACUGCAGGGCAAUCCUUGGACCAAACUAAAUCAGUAUUCGACAACAACUAUUACAAGCAAAUUAUUUCAGGGAAAGGUGUUUUUGCAUCAGACCAGAGUUUGCUGAAUGACAACAGGACCGGAUUGAUUGUUAAAGCAUAUGCCAAUGACCAAGCUCUGUUCUUCAAGGAAUUUGCUGCUUCAAUGAUCAAGCUCGGAAAUGUUGGUGUCCUUGAAAAAGGAGAAGUUAGACUCAAUUGUAGAGCCGUGAAUUGA
This is a messenger RNA of Lycium barbarum (goji berry), 972 nucleotides long. RefSeq names its product peroxidase 66-like. The coding region runs from base 1 to 972 and encodes 323 amino acids. NCBI's taxonomy places the organism in Eukaryota, Viridiplantae, Streptophyta, Magnoliopsida, Solanales, Solanaceae. The transcript has 3 exons. Gene Ontology annotation, biological process: hydrogen peroxide catabolic process; response to oxidative stress. The record is from RefSeq and is a predicted model, not a curated record. Gene Ontology annotation, cellular component: plasmodesma; plant-type cell wall. Gene Ontology annotation, molecular function: heme binding; peroxidase activity.